UCUAAACCCUAAAAAAAAAGUGAAAGUCCAAUUCGAUUUUGCUCUUUAGCGUUUCGGUGUUUCAGAGCCCAUUACACGCGUUUUCAGACUCCUCUUCCUUCCUUUGUCUCUUCUGUGAUAAUGGAUACUACUACUAAUCAUCCUUCAGACCUGGUUGAUGUGGACGUUGCUCUUGAGAUAGUGGAUUCUGAUACACAAACACAACAACCCAUUGGUAAGCGUAGGAGGCAGAAGAAGUCUGAGGUGUGGGAUCACUUCAUCACGGAAGUUGUUAGUCCUGACACUAAAAAAGCUCGUUGCAUGCACUGCAACAAAUCCUUUGCCUACAUUAAUGGCACUAAGGCUUCAGGAACUAGCCACCUUAAGCGUCAUAUUGACUUGGGUAUUUGUGCUAAGAGCUCUGAGUUCAAGAAGCUCUCUCCAACUCCAAUCAAGGAGGAAACCACGCCAACGCCAACACCAAUCAAGGAGGAAACCAAUUCCUCCUCCUGCCUUCCCAAGAAACGUCGGAUCUCUUCUUCUCCUGUUGUUCAUCCUCCUCUUGAUCAAGAUCGCUGCAACCAUGAGAUGGCUAAGAUGAUCAUCAUGCAUGAUUACCCUCUUCAUAUGGUCGAGCACCCUGGUUUUGUUGGUUUCCUUAAGGCUCUUCGUCCGCAGUUCUGUGUGGCAAGCUUCAAGACCGUUCAUGAUGAUUGUGUCUCUAUGUUUUUAUCCCAAAAGCAGAAAAUCUUGGACUUUAUUGGAAAGAUUCCUGGGGGAGUUAAUCUUACUGUAGACGUGUGGUCAUCAAAGCAAUCAGUGGGUUAUGCUUUUCUGACUGGACACUUUAUUGAUAAAGACUGGAAUUUGACUCACCGUCUUCUGAAUGUUGCUGUUGUGGCUUCUCCUGAUUCAGAUUUUGCUUUAAACCAACCUGUCGAAGCUUGUUUAUCCGAGUGGAAGUUGGAAGGAAAGAUUUCAAGCAUCGCUGUCAGCCAAUCACUAGUAAAUAAGACCUCCGUUGAGAAUCUCAGAGGUUAUUUGUCUGCUAGGAAUCAGCAUGUGUUGAAUGGUCAGUUGUUGAUGGGAAAAUGCUAUGCUCGCCUCCUAAGCAGCAUGGCGCAAGAUGCACUCACAGCUGAACACCUCCAAGAACCUAUAAAGAAUGUCCGAGAUAGCAUCAAGCAUGUUAAAACCAACCAGGUUUGGGGAGACAGAUUUGAUGACCUGAAGAAACAGUUUCCAACCCCUUCUUCUAACAAAGAUCUUCUCAUUGACAACCAAACGAGAUGGGACACAAGUUACAACAUGUUGCUGGCUGCAUGUGAACAUAGACAAGUGUUUUCUAGUUUGGAAACUUGCUAUCCUGAGUACAAAAUAUCUAUAUCUCCUGAAGACUGGAGAAAGAUUGAGAGUCUCUGCUCAUGCUUGAAGGUUCUCUUCGAAGCCGGUAAUGCCUUGACUGGGCCACACCACUUGUUAGCAAGCGAUUUCUACCAUGAGAUGACAAAGCUUCAGCUAGAGCUGAGUCGACACACUGCCAUGUGUGAAGACCCGGAUGUCAGAAACCUAGCAAACUCGUUGAGGGAAAAAUUUGACCAGUACUGGAGAGGAAACUUCCUGGUUUUGGCAGUUGCAGGGGUCAUGGAUCCCCGGUUCAAAAUGCAGUUCAUUGACUUCACCUUCAAUAAGUCGUAUGGUGAUGAUGCAAAAAAAUGGACCAAGACUGUCAAUGACGCCGUCCAUGAUCUGUAUCUUAACUACAGUGAAGAUAAUCUGUUGGGUGCUUAUGUGGAUCAUGGCUUUUCGGAAAUAGAAGUGGCUCAGGAAUCUCACUUCCAUCAAGACAUGGCUGAAGAUGCCAACACAGGGAAUGGGCAAUCAGGUGAUGAGUCAAGUACACAACAAGAGCAAACCACUGAGGCACAUCAACAUGAGAGACAGAGUAAGGUAGAGAAGCAAAAUGUGGUAAGGCUUCNUGGCGCAAGAUGCACUCACAGCUGA
This is a messenger RNA of Camelina sativa (false flax), 1983 nucleotides long. The record is from RefSeq and is a predicted model, not a curated record. NCBI's taxonomy places the organism in Eukaryota, Viridiplantae, Streptophyta, Magnoliopsida, Brassicales, Brassicaceae.